Closterium sp. Naga37s-1 is the source of this 549-nucleotide messenger RNA. Lineage: Eukaryota; Viridiplantae; Streptophyta; Zygnematophyceae; Desmidiales; Closteriaceae. The record is from the annotation of a GenBank genome assembly.
AUGCGUGGGUCCGAAACCCGGCUGUGCUGCAGAAUCGCCGCCACCCGCCUCUGCCUCGCCUCCUCCCUCACCCUCUCCCGCCUCCUCCUCCCCUCCUCCUCCCUCGCCCUCUCCUCUUCCUCCUCCCGCCUCACUCCCUUCCCAAUCCUCCCACAUCCAUCCGCCCCUUCUUCCUCCCGAGCCCCUGCCUCCCCACUCCCUCCUUCGCUCUCUCCCCCCCACCCUCUCCCCCCUCGAUCCACCCGUGCAACCAACAGCAAGACACAUGAGACGCCAACCACAGCAGCCACCCUCCCCAGCAGCAGAAACGAAAGCCCUCUCCAGCAGGGAGGGGCGAGGGACUGGUGGCAGAUGCAGCAUGCAGGGAGAUGGAAAGACCUACUGCCAGCCGCGCUGCUCCACCCCGCCGCGCCCUCCCUCGUGGCCUCCCUCGCGUGCGCUGCCGCUGCCGCUGCUAGUGCUGUCAAAUACGUCCGCCCUCAGAUGACCCUCCCCCUCGUAAGCCUCGCUACUAGCACCGACUCCAAUCCCGCCGCACCCCUCGUCUAA